AUGUCCUUCUAUCAGUACAAGGAUACCAUCGAGGAAGGCGACUUGGUGUUUGCCUUUAUCAGCCGAGGCACCAUCAAACCUAUAGUUAUCACCAGAGAUCAGCAGUUGAACACUAGAUAUGGUCAUUACGAACACAACGACAUGAUAGGCAUGAAAUACGGACAACAGAUGGCAGGAGCCCGUGGAUAUGGUUUUAUUCACUUGUUACAUCCCACUCCGGAAAUGUGGACUCUUUCUUUGCCACACAGAACCCAAAUCGUGUACACUCUGGAUUCGUCAUAUAUUAUGCAAAGAUUGAACGUUGUAGCUGGAACAAGAGUCAUUGAGGCUGGGACCGGUUCAGCUUCGUUCACCCAUUCAUUUGCCAGGACUGUAGCUGCUGAAGGGCGACUUUUCACUUAUGAGUUCCACGAGCCUCGUUACAACGAAGCUAAACGAGAAUUGGAAGAGCACAAUAUGACUGGGAACACCUUGAUAACCCAUAGAGAUGUGUGUAAUGACGGAUUUGAGUUAGACAAUAUUCCUGAGAAUUUCCAGCACGAUGGAGGUAUCAACGGCGAUGUGAUUUUCCUCGACUUGCCCUCGCCAUGGACUGCCAUUCCUCAUCUCAACUCAGUAAUUUCACAGACAUCUCGUGUAGGCAUCUGCUGUUUCUCUCCAUGUAUAGAGCAGGUUGACAAAACAGUCAAGGCCUUGCAAGAUGAGGGCUGGACCGAAAUCGAGAUGGUGGAAGUGGCUGGAAGAAGAUGGGAAGCCAGAAAGGAUAUGGUCAAAGACAUCAAAGAUGUAGUUAAGAGAUUGAAGGAUAUCCAGUCAAGAAAAAACCAAGGCAUAGAAAACAGAAGACACGCCAAAGUCAAAUCGGGCGAGAAGAGAGAUCAUGAUCAAGUGGAUAGCGGUGACAAUGGGAGCGACUCUGACAAGAAGUUUCAGAACUUGGGCAAAGGCUUCAAUCCAUUUGGAAAGGGGAUCCGUGUCAGAGAAGGAGAUGAUGGGUUUGAGUGGAGAAACGUCACCAAGGUCGAGGGUGAGGUCAAGAGCCAUACGUCGUACUUGACGUUCGCAUAUAAGAUUCCUGUUCCUUCUUAGGAUCAAAGCAUAAUGUAUAAUAGAUAUAAAAGAGAGAGAGGAGAGAAAAUAGUCGAGAAAAUCAAGAAAAGUCGAGACUAAAAAUUUGUUUGACAAACUGGUUAUAGAAGUUGUUUCAAACCGUUAUAGAUAAUCUUUUGAAUUUGGUAAUGAUAAUUGGUUACAGCUGG
Messenger RNA from Scheffersomyces stipitis CBS 6054, 1259 nucleotides. It is a transcript of the gene GCD14, whose product is annotated as tRNA 1-methyladenosine methyltransferase subunit. Bases 1 to 1089 code for a protein of 362 amino acids. NCBI's taxonomy places the organism in Eukaryota, Fungi, Ascomycota, Pichiomycetes, Serinales, Debaryomycetaceae. The record is from RefSeq and is a predicted model, not a curated record. Gene Ontology annotation, biological process: tRNA methylation. Gene Ontology annotation, cellular component: nucleus; tRNA (m1A) methyltransferase complex. The transcript has a single exon.